AUGUCUGCCUCGAAGUCUAAAGUCUUAUUGAUCGGGUCCGGUGGAGUCGGAACCAUUGCUUCCUAUGCUUUGGAAUACGCUGGAAAAGCAGAGGUGACCUCUGUGCUCCGUUCAGACUACGCGAAGGUGGUGGAACAAGGUUUUAGCAUCGAUUCAUGCGAUUAUGGCAAGAUCCCCUCUUUCAGACCCACAAACGUGGUUAAUAGCGUCGAAGAAAGUUUGAAGUUUGGACCUUUUGAAUACAUCGUGGUCGUCACCAAAUGUGUCCCAGAAGUUAGCAACAUGAUUGACGUUAUCGCACCAGCAGUGUCCCCUGAAUCGGCGAUUGUGUUGAUUCAAAAUGGUAUUGGCAUUGAGACCGAAGCGGUUACCAAGUUUCCCAACAAUGUUGUGUUGAGCGGUGUGAGUAUGAUUGGAUCCGCUAACUUGAACAGCCACAUUGUUCACGAGUCCACCGAUAGUCUCAAAGUAGGUGUGUUCGAAAGCAACAAGCUAGACAAUGAGCUCACACAGGCCGUGUGCAAAAAGUUUGUGACCAUUUACACCAAUGACAAGAACGAAUGUAUUUUUGACGAGAGUGUCAAGUUCUCUAGAUGGCGUAAACUUGUCUACAACGCGUGUUUGAACGGUGUUUGCGCAAUUACCGGGGUAGACUCAGGACGCUUGGAACUUUUUGGUGGUGUUGACGGCAUCAUUCGCAAAGCGAUGAAGGAAGUUCUUGCAAUCGCUAAAUCUGAUGGAGUUGAACUGCCUGAAGAUAUUAUGGAAUUCAUGAUUCGUUCCGAUGACCCAGUUUAUUACGCCCCCUCCAUGCUGGUCGAUGUACGCAAGGGUAAUUUACUCGAAAUUGAGGUCAUUAACGGUAACCCUAUCAGAAUUGCCGAAAAGAACGGUGUAUCUGCUCCCUACUUGACACUUUGUUACGAACUACUCAAAGUGAUCCAGCGCAAGACGAUGGAACAGAAGGGCUUACUAACAGUCCCAAAAGAAAGACCAGUACCAAAAUAG
Messenger RNA from Lachancea dasiensis, 1008 nucleotides. Lineage: Eukaryota; Fungi; Ascomycota; Saccharomycetes; Saccharomycetales; Saccharomycetaceae. The record is from the annotation of a GenBank genome assembly.